Knipowitschia caucasica is the source of this 777-nucleotide messenger RNA. NCBI's taxonomy places the organism in Eukaryota, Metazoa, Chordata, Actinopteri, Gobiiformes, Gobiidae. The record is from the annotation of a GenBank genome assembly.
AUGUUCCUCCUCCACAGACCCUUUGCUCCUCCUCCAUCAGGCCUCCUCACCUCCUGCGGAGGACUCCAUCAGGCCUCCACACCUCCUGCUGAGGACUCCAUCAGGCCUCCACACCUCCUGCUGAGGACUCCAUCAGGUCUCCACACCUCCUGCUGUGGACUCCAUCAGGCCUCCACACCUCCUGCUGUGGACUCCAUCAGGCCUCCUCACCUCCUGCGGAGGACUCCAUCAGCUAAGUCUUCCUCUGCUCCUCCUGCUCCUCCUGCUAACCCUUGCUCUGCUCCUCCUGCUCCGCGCCCCUCUGCUCCUCUUGCUCCUCCUGCUAAGCGCCCUAAGCUUUCCUCUGCUCCUUCUGCUCCCCGCCCCUAUGCUCCUCCUGCUAAGCUUUUCUCUGCUCCUUCUACUUGGUGCCCUUCUGCUCCUCCUGCCAAGUCUUCCUCUGUUCCUCCUGCCUCCUGCUCCUCUGCUCCUCCUGCUCAGCCCUCUGCUCCUCUUCCUCCCCCUGAGUCUCCUCCUCACUUUCGUAAGUGCAAACGAAAGUCUUCUCCUCCUCGUGCUCCUCCUGCUGACGCUGCUAGCCUGUUACGCGUUAAACUAGCCCCUGUUGUUUCGCAGCCGGAGCCUGCCCCGCUGUUCCCUGGACCGGUCCCGGACUGGGUGGUGGAGAUGGAGGCGUACCUGAAGGAGCGGGAGCUGCCCUGGAAGGAGCAGAGAAGGUCAUGUGAGCCGCAGAGGCCUAUUCCACCGAUAACACACAAGUACUCCUUCUAUUUUUAA